Molecule: messenger RNA, 7750 nt
Organism: Podarcis lilfordi (Lilford's wall lizard)
Lineage: Eukaryota; Metazoa; Chordata; Lepidosauria; Squamata; Lacertidae
Source: the annotation of a GenBank genome assembly
GUUGGCGACGGUUUGAACUUCCCCUCACGCGCCUUCGGCUCACACGGCGGGCCGCACCUGCCGGCCUUGGUCGCGCCAUGACUAAAGACAGCCCCUCAGGGGGCGGCGGAGGCCCCGCUCUGUCUGCGCGCCAUUCCCCGCGCAAGGCCGCGUCCCAAGCCCUUGGCGGCGCUCCUCCUGCCGCCCUGGGCAGCGGCGGCGUCUCCAGCGGGGCGCCUCCCGGUCCUCCUCCCCCUCCCCCGCCCUUCCCUCCUCCUGCGGGGCCUCCGCCCGCCUUCCACGAGGACCACCGCCGAGAGCUGGAGUCGCUUCGGGCGGAGCUGGAGGCGGAGCGGCUGCGCUCUCAGGAGUGCCGGCGCCGCUUCGCGCUGGAGUCGCGCGAGCUGCGCGAGGCGGCCGAGCGCGAGCGGCAGCUGCUGGCCGACCAGCUCCGCUCCAAGUGGGAACAGCAGCGGGCGCGCGAGCUGCACCAGCUGCGCGAGGCCGGCGCCCGGCAGCGCGAGACCGAGAUCCGGCAGCUGCUGCGCUGGAAGGAGGCGGAGCUGCGAGAGGCCCAGGAGCUGCUGCAGCGGGAGCGAGACGCCGCCAUGCGACAGGCCCGCGACUUGCAGCGCCAGCUGGCCGAGGAGCUGGUCAGCCGAAGCAGCCGAGCUGGCAGUGGUGGUGGUGGAAGCAGCUCGGGUCUGAACGGCGAGUGCCGCGCCAAGCUGCAAGAAGUGCUGGGCAAGCUCCGCUGGGAGGUCGACGGCGACCAGGCCGCGCGCAUCCGCCACCUCAAGGCCGAGCUGGAGCUGGAGAGGAGCCUCUUCCUCAAGUAUAUCCUGGAGCGCUUCGAGGGAGAGCAUUCGCCGCUGGCGUCGUCGCACAAAGUCAGGCCGCCGCCUACGACACUGCCCAGCCACAGACUGGGCAAGAGCAGGCCCCGCUCCUUGGAGAGCCUCGUGGUCGCCUCCUGCGCCCCCGACAGCGGGACAGCCUCCAAGUCCCGCUCCCUGCACAGCAACCUGAGCCCAUGCGAGCCUCACCCCCACCCCCACCAUGCUCUGCUGGAAGGAGGGGGCCAAGCGGGUGGCGGCUGCGCCCCACAGCCGGAGGCCCAGAAGGCUGCGGCCACUGCUGCUUCCUUGGGGAAAGAGAAGGCCCCUCUGGAGGAAGGGGCCAAGGAAGAGGGGUCUGCGGAUGCACCCCCGGAAGGGAAAACAUGCAGCUCAGGGUCAGCGGGAGAAGGCGCAACGCCUCCGGCAGGCCUGCAAAGCCAGCAGCAAGACUGGCUGUCGGGAGGCGGCUAUGACCAGCUGGUGAAGCAGAACACGGACCUCUUGGAUGCCCUGGGGGCCCUCGAGCAGCGGUGCACCCGCCUGAAGGAGGAGAACGCCCUGCUGAGGAAGAGCAGCUUCCCGGAGAUGCAGGACAAAGUGAAGCGGCUGAAGAGGAAGAACAUGGAGCUGGCGGCCAUCGCCAAGCGCCUGGAAGAGCGGGCCAAGAAGCUCCAGGAAUCCGGCCUCAAGGUUGGCGGCGCCCCAAUCCCCUUAGCCUUGGCUUGCCCCGACACAGACCUGUACAAGAGCAGCUAUGCUCGGCAGCGGGUGAAGGACCUGAGCGAACAAGCCAAUGUUCUGCUGGCAAAGGACCAGCAGCUGGAAGCCUUGCAGAAGGAGUGCUGGGAGCUGCAGGCCAAACUGUCUUCAGGCACAGAGAAUGCCUGUUUUCUCAACAUCUGUGAGUUUGAUCGCUUGCUGCGAGAGUCUCAGAGAGAAGUGCUGAGGCUGCAAAGACAGAUCAUGCUCAGGAACAUCAGGGAAUCUUUUCAGCUCUCCAAAAUGGCCUCCAGUGCUCCUUCUUCAGCAGUUAUCAUCCCAGAAACAUCAGUUGUGGGCGCAUGCUUAAAGGGCUUGCCUUUGCCAAAGGAGAUGCCAGAAACAUUGGACACAUUGGUGAAAGAUGUGCAAUCAGAAGCACCAGCUUUGGGGAACAGUGCUAAGAAUGAUGAAAACAGCACUUCAACAUUGGGUUCGGAUGCUGAGCAUUCCUUGCAGACUUUGAAAAGGGAGCUGGCUGAAAAAGCUCAGGAGUGUAAAAACCUUCAAUGUGAAGUGGAGGCGAAACAAAAGAGAUGUGAUUAUUUGGAACUGCAGAUCAAUGCAACAUUGAGUGAAAAGGUCAAGGUUGCAGAGGAGAACUCUCAGCUACAUGAGAAGAACAAACAGAUGGAAAAGAUCCAGAGUGAAAAUACCGAGAUAAAAGUGAAGCUCAUGCAGGCAACUGAUGACUACAAUUCUGCCGUGCAGUUGUCUAACGGACUGGAAAUUAAAGUGGAGCGUUUGGAGCAAGUCAUUAAGAACAUGAAAGAGACGGCAGAAGGAUGGCAACAGUUGGAAUCUGAACAUGAGAAAACUUUACUGGUGCUGCAAAAGAAAGAGGGAGAAAUACAACAACUGCAUCAGAUGCAGACAGAGAUAAAAAGAGAGCAUGAGGAGGCAGUACAGCAGCUUGAAGCUCAAGUAAAAGAGCUGGAAAACCAGUAUCACAGUCAGACCAAACACUUUAAUCUCCUGACUGAAGAACUUGAGCAAGUUAAGACAUCUGGGCUCUUAGAAUCAGAAUUAUCCCAUGCAACUUGCAAUUCCCAAGCAAUAAUUUGCCCAGAAAAAUGGGAACAAUGUACUGGCCACAAUCGCCAUUGUAAUAAAAGCAUCAGCGAUGAAGACUCUGCAUCUGUGGGUUCUUCUGGCUUCCCCCAAAAACCUAAAGCAUUAGAAUCCCAGUCAAACUCAUCUGCAUCCGAAUCCAUACAGAACAGCUCUAAAUCUUGCCUAAAUCCCGAAGAAGAUACAGCAGGUGAAACAGAAGACCUAGAGACAGAUAAAGUUUCUAUAAGCCAACAGCUAGAAAAUCAAGGUCCUUCAAAACUUUCUGUCUUUUUGGCACGGUAUAGCUAUGACCCUUUUCACGGCCCUAAUAAGAACCCUGAAGCAGAACUUCCACUGACAGCUGGGGAAUAUGUUUAUAUUUAUGGAGGAAUGGAUGAGGAUGGUUUCUAUGAAGGGGAAUUGAUGGAUGGUAGGAGGGGACUGAUCCCCUCAAACUUAGUUGAAGAAGUUUCAGGGAAUGAUCUAAUAAGUUUUGCCCCUUCAGAGCCAAAUGAUGUUUCUUAUCAUUCAUACCGUGAAACAAGUUUCCCCUGCCAAAGUGCUAGUAGUGAAGACAAAAGCGACAGCCUUGAUGAAGACAUGUGUGUUAAUCUGCUGUCUAACAGACUGGGAGGGGAGCUGUGUGAUGACCAGGCAGCAGUUCUUUGUCCCCAGAACCUGACUCUUAUCAAACAGUUUGCUAGGUCCAUCCUUAUAGGCUGGGACCCACCACACAUGCUAGAUAGCCAGGGCAAAGUGUACAGCUAUAACAUUUAUGUCAAUACAGAUCUGUGUCACAGUGUGAAGUAUGGCAGUCAAAUGAAAGCAGUGAUUGAGAACCUAGAUUUAGAGCUGCGUUCUUAUCGCAUCUCAGUUCAAAGUGUGACAGACAAAGGAAAUUCCGAUAAGAUGCAAUGCACUUUCCUUGUAGGAAACAGUUUCCAUAUUGCACCGGCACUCCUGGAGCUUUGGAGCAUUACUGCAACGUCAGCAAAAAUUACUUGGUUGCCAAGCAACAGUAACUACACUCAUGCAGUGUACCUUAAUGAGAUGGAAUAUGAUGUCACAAAGGCAGGGGUAUAUUGGUAUACUUUCCAGAAUCUUAGCCCCAGCACUCAGUACACUGUAAAAGUGGAAACACUGCCUCCUAAAGAAGUGUUGAUGUUUCCUCAAGGGGAUCUGGAGCAGAAAUCAGCAGCAAUUAUGUUCACUACUCCACCAGCAGGACCGCCUCAUGCUCCCCUCGAUGUCCAAGUACAACCUAGUUCUUCUGCAGAGUUCCUAAUUGUUAGCUGGUUGCCAGUAACAAUUGAUGCAGCAGGAUCAUCCAAUGGCGUAAAAGUCACUGGCUAUGCAAUUUAUAUCAAUGGACAGAAAGUCACAGAAGUUGCAUCACCGACAGCUGGAAGUAUAUCAUUAGCAAUGUCUCAGCUAAAUAUGUUCCAAGGGUCUUGGAAGGUCUCUGUGAGAACUGUGUCCCCCUUUGGGGAAUCUGAGGAUUCUGUGCCAGCUUUAAUUCCAUCCGCUCAUUUGGAAAUUCCUAAUUCUUUAAUGUCAAAGUUCUUUUCCCCCAGUCAUGCCUCUGAGAUGACUUUCAAAGAAUUCUUAGAGUUUGAAGAUGGGCACAUCUCUGCCACAACCAGUAUGUCCUCAUCUGUCUUCUCCCACAUGUGCCUGGCUGGUGCAGACACCGAUUUCACCAUUCACUUCAUGUCUGAUUACAAAGAAGAAGCAGUUUCUGUGCCAGUAAAUGUUUCUCAGAAUCAUAUGACCUCUUCUGCACUGACAACUUCACACGAUGCAAGAAAUAAAGACAAGGGUGAUUCUAUUCUACACACAUCUGUUAGAAAGCACUCCUCAGAACAUGUUUUUCCUACUUCAAAGUACGAAGGACUAGCCAGCGCCGCAUUGCCAGUAUUUACUGGAGACACUGGAAGAGAAAUUUCAGAAGAUCAUCCUCUGACUAAAACGAUUGUAGGUAAGAAUCAGCCAGACAACAGCAAAAUCAAGGUGUAUACAAUGGCCGAACAUACCAAUGCCAAAGAUUCAUCUUUUCAAUGCCAUAUUGACAUUAUGGGUGCAACCACUGUUUCUUCCACAGAGUUUGAACUAGAGAAGGGCAAUUGCAGAGGUGCAGGAAUGCGCAACUUCUGUCUUCAGGAAGAGCUGGGUCAUCUUUCUGAAAAGAACCACAUAAAGAAGGUUAAGCAGUUAUGCAAAGAACUCUCCAACUUGAGUGUGUCUGAUGCUGAAAUAAAGGAAGAGCAAGUAUCAAGAACUAAAAGCUGGAAGACUCCUCUUGGUGACCAUAACCAUAUUUCAGAUCUUUCAGAUAUUGAGGAAGAGGAAAACCAGUUGUAUAGGAUGAACGUUUCUGGACGAGAAGACCAUAAACCACAGGAGACGCCAGUGUCCCUUGUAGAACUGGCAAAAGAUAAAAUUAUAACCAUGAGCCCCAGAACUGACCAAACAGUGCCUAAUUCAGGCCCUCAGAGCAGCUUUGUUUCAGGAGAAAGGGUUAAUAAUGACCCAACAAGGCUUUUUGUAGCACUUUUUGACUACGAUCCCAUAACUAUGUCACCUAAUUCUGACACAGCUGAGGAGGAGCUAUCUUUUAAAGAGGGACAGAUUCUGAAAGUGAUUGGUCACCAAGAUGCUGAUGGUUUUUACCGAGGUGAAUGUGAAGGAAAGAAAGGGUAUAUUCCCUGCAAUUUGGUAUCUGAAAUGUACAUUGAGAGUAAGGAAGUGAAAGAACAUCUAUUAAAGUCGAGUUACAGUAAAGAUGAAAGCUUAUGAGGAGGUUAGUGGCUCUAGUCAGCAUAAUAAUCAACAGAUCUGACCCCAAAUCUUGGCAGUAGGAUAAUAAAACUAAACACCUACCACCUAAGGCUUUGGGAUUAUAAUAUCCUAAGCACCCAAGAAAAGGCUUGCUGAAUGUGGGUGAAAAAUUAGCUGCCAUAUAAAAUAGAAAAUAGGGACGCGGGUGGCGCUGUGGUCUAAACCACUGAGCCUCUUGGGCUUGCCAAUCAGAAGGUCGGCAGUUCUAAUCCCUGCGACAGGGUGAGCUCCCGUUGCUGGGUCCCAUCUCCUGCCAACCUAGCAGUUUGAAAGCAUGCCAAAAAAUAGGUAUCGCUCCGACGGGAAGGUAAACAGCGUUUCCAUGCGCUGCUCUGGUUUUGCCAGAAGCGGCUUAGUCAUGCUGGCCACAUGACGCGGAAAAACUGCGGACAAACGCUGGCUCCCUCGGCCUGUAAAGCGAGAUGAGCGCCAUAACCCCAGAGUUGUUUGUGACUAGACUUAACUGUCAGGGGUACUUUACCUUUUUUAAAAUAGAGAAUGCUAUACUUUUGCACACAGAUAGGGGAGAGACUUAAUAAAAAGGCACCAUAGAUGUCUGGAAGCUGUUCCCUCUGAACAAAAAGAAUCAGACUUGUUAGCCUUUAGAAAACCCUAGAAGAUGAGCAAUAUACAUAAAAAGUGUUUAGAAUUGUAUAGCAAGAGAACAACAUUAGAAGAAUAUUUUCAGUGUCAGAGAUUCUUGCCCAAGAAGUAUUUGGGGUGGGUGUAGUUCCAAGUCAACAGCAUCUCUGUUAUUACAGAAUGGACAGUAUCAAUACCUCCCUAGUAAGCAAAAUUACAGUAUAAUUCUAAGCGUGUUUAUGUGAAAGCAAGUCUUUCUGUAUUCACUGUGGCAUAGACACAGGAGUCAGGCUUAUUGACUUCAGUAGAACUUCUGUAAUAGCAUUCUGUAAGAUGUCUGCAUUUUGUAGAAUUCCAACUACUUUACAUUGCACUGAGCAGAGUCAGCAUUUGAGCUGGAAUCGUAAAACAAAUGCUUCACCUGAAUAUUGAUUGAUGGCAAAUUUUACUCCAGUAAGUGACUCACUGAAGAUGUGUCCAUACCCCACGUGGGACAUUUCCCCCAAGCAACAGCUACUUGAUUCCUGAUGCUUAAGCGCAUAAUUUGUUUUAGUUCACAACUGGAACAAAUACUAUGUCAGUGAUCAAGUGAGUCUUUUUGUGGGUGUGCCCAGGAGCUGCAUGCAUGUACCAAUAGCAGACUUGAGUUGAGUGAUGAUGAGGAAAAGAGCAGAAGCAACUCUGGAAUAAAUGUUUGUCAUCUUGCACACUUCCUCUUGCUUCUGACUUGAGGUUUUUUCCUAGCCUCUUGAGCAGACUUCAGGGGGCCAUGGGUGCUUCACCCCCCUUUGUGGGGACUGGGUCCCCACAAAGUCAAUGAGCAAAGUUGAAGCCCUUCAUCGCGGGCACCCACAAUCUUCAGCGUGAGAUAGCCCCUAUGUUCCUAGCCAAAACCAACUCUUGCUAUAUAGAAUGCAGUUGCAAAGUUGCUCGUACUUUAAUACUAAAGCAUUUUGUUCUUGCGUUCAAGCUUUCUAACUUCAGAUUGGAAUGUUCAACUUGCACAUGUGUUUGAAGAAAAAUGACUUGCUAUUCUUCAAGUUAAUGCUAGCUUUUCAGUGUAGGUGUUUGUUGGUGCUUGGUGAUGUUGAUCACCCACCCUAAGAGCUUUGAGUUAAGGCCUUGCGCCCCAGAAGCUUUUAGAAAUAGUAAUGACAAUAUAUUAAAUUAAUGAGACAUUUGCAUGGAUUUAUACUUAAGUCUAGCUCUUCAUUUUAGAACAAUUGUUGAUGCCAACCAAUGAAAGUUACUUCUAGGAUUUGCUUCGCUUUGUAUUCCAUCUUAUUUGUAUUUUCCUUCUUCAUUUAUGUGUUUGAAGUAGCAGAACCAUUUUAUGUUUUUACUUUACUCUUGUACGCCUGUUACUCUACAAAGUUCUUAAUUGUGCUUUUGUGUAAUUUAGGCUAUAGCUACUGGAUUGAGGAAAGAGUGAUGCUGCUAUUCGGAUCGAAGCCAUAUUGACGGCGGAUUUGGGAGCUACCUUUGAAUACAUUUCCUAUUCUUAUACUAAAACUCCUUAUUUAUUAAAAUAUUUGCAAAGUUUGUACCUUACAAUCGCCAUUGAAUUUUCAUUUUGUCUUUAAUCAGCAAAAGUAUUGCCAUUUUUUGAGCUGUAAAGGUGGUAUCUGUGGCAAAAAGUACAUGGAUUUAUUUAAAGAACAAAAAUAAAAUAUUUUUGUGUGUGUGUGUAUAUCACGCUC